AUGGUUCGGUUGGACCGUGUUUUCGGCAUUCUCCUGGCCGUUAUUGCUGGGUGGUCAGCACUGCACUACCCUAAAGUCGCUGGAAGCAUUCGUCAUCGUCUUGGUGUCCCAGGCGGCGGCUACCCGGACCCCAGUGACUUGCGGAUUUACGGCUCCGCAUGUGCGGCUCUCUACCUUGUCCUUCAGCCGUGGUGGCCACAACAGCUCGGUGGCGAAGGGGCGGAAGAGGAAUUGUGGAAGGGAUAUCCGAUGCAACAGAACAGCAUAUACUGCCAUCUGUAUUUCUACGUUGCUUUCGGCCACCACCUCGCGACACUCAUAUACAUUUUGAAGUCACCAUGUCUUCCCGAUUUCUUUGACCAGCUACUGCCUUGCGUUGCUGCUCUUUGUCUGAUCUAUUUCUCGUACAUGAGCAACUUCUUAAGGGUUGGCGUGGUUAUUUUACUUUGCCACGACAUCUGCGACAUUUUUACUUUCGGGUGCAAGGCGUUUGUAGACACGCCGUAUCAUAAAGUAACGGUUGGACUCUUUGUGUUGCUAACGAGCUGCUGGUUUUACUUCCGUCUAUACACCUUCCCGUCUGCCGCCCUAUUCCCGAUAUUUAAGGCGAUAAAAACCCGGCCGGACCAUUCUGAGACGGAGGGCAGUAGCUACUUUAUUUUCAUUCUCCUCACGCUGAGCCUCAUGAACAUAUAUUGGUUUGUGCUGAUGGUGAAGAUGUUUGUACACUUUAUCCUCAGCGGUCAGAUGAGAGACUUGCAUUCAAGAGUUUCGGAUGUCGAUUCUUCAGGGCAGGCAAGGGCUCCUCGCGAUGUUAAACCAUCGAAAGUGGAGUGA
Molecule: messenger RNA, 837 nt
Organism: Eimeria acervulina
Lineage: Eukaryota; Apicomplexa; Conoidasida; Eucoccidiorida; Eimeriidae
Product: longevity-assurance (LAG1) domain-containing protein, putative
Exons: 5
Coding region: 1-837 (278 amino acids)
Biological process (GO): ceramide biosynthetic process
Cellular component (GO): endoplasmic reticulum; membrane
Molecular function (GO): sphingosine N-acyltransferase activity
Source: RefSeq, a predicted model, not a curated record